UACGAUCCCCAUAGUGCCCCGCGGAGGCUCCGCUUCAGCCGCCGCAAAGUGUCGCGGCUUUGGAGCGGCGCUUUACGGCUGAAGCUUGAGCUUGCUUUUCCGCCGCUUUGCCCUGCCCUCCUGAGCCGUGGGAUGUAACGUGCAGGAUGGGAGGUCGGUUGUGAGCCCCCACCGCCCCCAGCCGGACCGGGCGGGGCCCCCCUCCCCCGGGCAGGAUGGAGGAGGAGAGCAUGGAGGAGGAGGGGGGCAGCAGCAGCAGCUAUGAGGCCAUGAUGGACGAUCAGAACCAUAACAACUGGGAGGCCGGUGUGGAUGGCUACAGGCAGCAGCAGCAGCAGCACCCUGCGGGCCAUGCCCAGGCCCCCCUCGGGGACAGGGCCCUGCGGCUGCCCGCGGAUAGGAAGGGCCACAGGGGGCAGCAGCAGGAGGAGGAGGAGGAAGAGGCCCAGAUGGUGCCAGAAGCCAAUGGCCUGAUGAAGGGCUGUGACUCUGCAGGGGCUGCUGGCAAGGGAGGAGCCGUCGCUGCUGCCAUCAUCAACACCUCCACCUCCAAGUUCUUAAUGAAUGUUAUAACCAUUGAAGACUAUAAGAACACAUAUUGGCCAAAGUUGGACAGUGCCAUAGAUCAGCUUUUAACUCAGAGUCCUGGUGACUACAUCCCCAUCUCCUAUGAACAAAUAUACAGUUGUGUGUAUAAAUGUGUAUGCCAGCAGCAUUCGGAACAGAUGUAUAGUGACCUAAUAAAAAAGAUAACUAACCACUUAGAGAGAGUCUCAAAGGAGCUGCAGGCCAGCCCUCCAGAUCUGUAUAUUGAAAGAUUUAACAUAGCCCUUGGACAAUAUAUGGGAGCAUUGCAGAGCAUUGUGCCUCUUUUCAUAUAUAUGAAUAAAUUUUACAUAGAAACCAAGCUUAACAGAGACUUAAAAGAUGACCUUAUAAAGCUGUUUACGGAACAUGUUGCAGAAAAGCACAUUUACAGCCUAAUGCCUUUACUUUUAGAAGCUCAGUCAACACCGUUUCAAAUAACCCCUUCGACCAUGGCAAAUAUUGUGAAAGGCCUGUAUACACUUAGACCAGAGUGGGUUCAGAUGGCACCAGCUUUAUUUUCUAAAUUCAUCCCAAACAUUCUCCCCCCUGCUGUGGAAUCUGAGCUUCAGGAAUAUGCUGCUCAAGACCAGAAACUUCAAAGAGAGCUUAUGCAGAAUGGAUUUACCAGAGGUGACCAGUCACGCAAGAGAGCUGGAGAAGAGUUAACUUACACAGGUGGAGACGAUAUCAUUUCCCAAGUAUAUGAAGGUGUAACUCUCCAGCAGGGGGAGGAAUGAUUCCUUUCCAUGUGGACUGCUUGAAUACAGAGAAAAGGAUGGCUCAUCAGCAUGUGCAAGCUCCAGAGGGUACAGAUAAUGAAUAUACCAGAUGUGCUUUUAUUCCUAGCCAGAACAGACACUGGAGGAGCACAGAUGAUAUCCAGAGCCUCAGCUGGGGUCUGCUGAUAUUCAGGAGCUCAGUCACAAGUUAUACCUGGAAGAGGAGUUUGGAUUUUCUUCGUUAUGUAAUAAAAUGUCAGUUGCUGCUACACUUGGGAUAACUUUGAAAGACAUGACUCUUUGGUUUGGUCUCUCAGCAAGUUCUUAUUCUCUGAUUCCGUGAGGAAUGCGCCUUGAAAAACAGAUAAUUUCUAAGUGAAAAUUGGCAGCCAAAAUCAGCAGCUUCCUCCAAAAAUGUUAGAAUGGAAGAAUCUUUUUUGCACUCAUGUUUUUUUAUUAUGGACAUUCUUUAAACUAAUUAACACAUCAGUGUAUUAGUUUUAAAACUUCAAGGUAUUUUCUGAAGCUUUUACUUAAAUAAUAAGAAUAAAGAUUUGUUACUUUGCAGUAUUUAUUAUUCAGUACAAAGUGACAGCAGCUUUAAGAGUUGGUCCCUUCUAAAUAUAAUUCUGACAAUGAGUUUUUGAUUCCGGAUUUGUUUCUUCCAUCUGUUUUUUCCUAACUUCUUUUCCUUUUUUUGUAUGUUUUUUGACUCUGUGCCUUCAGCUUGUGCACUUGGCAACUUUACAGACCAUAUUUGGUGAAUGCAAAAUGUGUUCUUAAGGAAAAGCUUGUGAUAUUGUGAACAAAUAUGCUGCAAAGUCACAAGUUUCUCCUGCAUUACUAGGAUAUGAAUUUAGAAAGGAAGAAAAAGGUUGACCUGACAAUGUCACUGAUAGCCUCCUUCCCACUUUGUGUUUUUCAAGUGUUUAUUUAGUAUUAAUGGUGGGACCAACUCUUGUAGAAACAUCCCUCUGCCCCCUCCCCCCUCCCUUUUCUGGUGAGUUUGUUGGCCUCCAUAGUAAUUACAAUAGAUCAAUGUGAACUCCAAAAUGAAUGCAAUGCCAUGUUUUGUGUUGUUAUUUUGGAACAGUAGCUGCCACAGCUGAGAGUUGGAUUAUGAGCAAGAUUCUCCAGUCUGUUAAAUUAUGCGAUGUGCCCCUCUGGCAGCACUGAGCAGACUUAAACCUGCCGUAGUUGGUCAGUGGAUGACAGCACCCAUGCAGGGCUGCCGGAGUGGCUCUGACAGGCUACCAGCAUAGGGAGUGUGACUGGGGAAAAGGGAUAUGGCCCUGUAUCCAAACAGCCGGAGUGUAAGAUACACAGCACCGUUCAGGAUCAGGGAGAUACCAAGGUGAUGUAAUGCAUAUGUGCAUGCAUACACCCUCUUCUAGACUUGUGCCAAGCUCAGUUGGGCUGGUCCGGUAAAUCUGGACCUGUAUUCUUAAUCGUAAUGGUUAGGAGAUGAGUUUCAGUCAGCAGUAUGGGUAAUUGAAUCCAAUUAAUUUAAAUAGGGAGAGAAAUGUACUUGCAAAAGUAGUUUUGAUUCCAGAUUCCUUUUAUCAUCUUUAGUUAAGAAGAAAAAAAACCCCUUAGUGAUAUCAGAAACCUUUCUGAGCUGAGGCAGAAGUGUAUCCACAGUUCUGUCACACACGGCAGUCGUACCUUUAGAGAAAUUCUCUAAGCUUGCAUGAGUUGUCUAUAGAUUUCAGGAAAAAGCAACAUAUACAUGUGGCAGUGACAAAGAGUUCUUUUCUCCCAGCUUUGCUUUGUAAACAGACUGUAUUCCCUUCAUGUUUAAAUUGAGAGUCAGAGAUUCCAAAGCCAGAGGGGACUAUUGUGAUCAUGUAGUCUGACCUCCUGUAGAAGACAGGCCACAGAACUUCUCCGAAAUAAUUCCCAGAGCAGAGCUUGUAGAAGAACAUCCAAUCUUGAUUUAAAAAUUCAGAGAUGGAGAAUCCACCAUGACCCUUGAUAAAUUGUCCCAGUGCUUAAUUAGUUUCAUUGUUUAAAAUUUACUCCUUGUUUCCCGUCUGAAUUUGUCUAGCUUCAACUUUCAGCCCUUGAAAGAUGUUGUACCUUUCUCUGCUAGAUGAAAGAGCCCAUUAUUAAGUAUUUGUUCCCCAUGUAGAUACUCAGACUAUGAUCAAGUCA
This is a messenger RNA of Mauremys mutica (yellowpond turtle), 3461 nucleotides long. It is a transcript of the gene CACUL1, whose product is annotated as CDK2 associated cullin domain 1. NCBI's taxonomy places the organism in Eukaryota, Metazoa, Chordata, Testudines, Geoemydidae. Gene Ontology annotation, biological process: ubiquitin-dependent protein catabolic process. The transcript is spliced from 10 exons. Gene Ontology annotation, molecular function: ubiquitin protein ligase binding. The record is from RefSeq and is a predicted model, not a curated record. The coding region runs from base 216 to 1325 and encodes 369 amino acids.